AUGACCAUCAAAGACUUCCGGGUCUGUCAGCUUGGGUCAGGGUUUCCUGAAGAGGGUCAACUGUUGGCUGCCCCUAUGCUCGCAGUUUGCGUGCGCUUGUUGCUGCUGUGUGAGAAGAACUUGAAGAAUUUUGCCUCAAAAUGUGACUUCCUGAUCCUGGAUACAUGGUUUUGGGAGAUUGUUUCAAUCACUUUCAGCAUCGCUUGCUUUAUCGCUAUCUGUAGCGUCUUGUUAAGUUACGACCAGAAAGCAAUGCCCAAUUUCCCAAAGGGUCUAACGCUCAAUACGAUCGUGUCUAUUUUAGCGACUGGAUCCAAGUCCGCUCUACUCUGUAUGGUCGGAACCUCGAUUGGGCAACUCAAAUGGAUAUGGUUUCAAGGUAGAAAGAAGCGUCCGGUAUAUGACCUACAGUCGUUUGAUGAUGCAAGUCGCGGCCCUUGGGGCUCAGUGAUGAUAUUACUCCGUUGCUCGCGUAAGGGAUCUUCCGUUCUGUCGCUUGGGGCUAUUAUCACCGUCCUCAGCCUAGCAUUUGAUCCAUUUAUUCAGCAAGUUCUUCGAUUUCCUGUCAGACAAGUUAUCAGCAGCUCUAGCACUGCAGUGGUUGAACAAGCAGUUCUUGCGUUUAAACCUACCCCUGGUGUUACUUCAGAUCUUUUUUUUGGGGCGAUUGAGACUGGGCUGUGGUCAGGAAAUUUUGAUUUAAACCCAACCUGUCCUUCAGGAAAUUGUACCUGGCCUACUUUCCAGUCUGCGGGAUGGUGCAGUAAAUGUGAAAAUGUCACAUCUGCAGCUACUCUUGUUGGCUGCGACAUUGCUUCAUUCAACACCAGCAGCCAUGAGGCUCAGGUUGUACCUUGCAGCAUCACCCUUUCAGAUGGAACUUGGUUUGAUAAUGCUAUCGAGGGCGCUUGGCAAGACACCGUCUAUGGUGGCCAUUUUGUGCUAGAUUUUUCAACCGAACAAAUAGCGAAAGUCAAUAAUCGAACUGGCCCGUAUCUAAAUCAGAGUAUUCUGGGAGUAUGGAGCCCGCUCAUGGCUGUCUCAUAUAUUGAACUCUCGCCUCUUUGGAACAGUACCGCUGCCAAGUUCAAAGAGAAACUGGAAAUCAACCAUGGCGUCCCAUCGAUCCAAACAUCCUCUCCAGAGUUUGGAGAAAUAUUCUAUUCAGGAAAUGAUAGUAUUAUCCCAUACCGGGAUUCAUUCAAGGACUCAAAGGCGAUUGAAUACGGCGGACAACAGGAUAGAAAAUGUUGGAAACCUGAGCGUGGCGCACUCGUCAAUGUCACAUUAACCAAGGACAAUUGGCCACCCGAAUCUACAUUGUGGGAGAAUGCCCAGUUUGCUGGCUGUCCAGUUCCCGAGGAUCCCUCAUAUAGUUGGGUAAACGGAGUCACCACGUUGAGUAUGCUCUACAAUAAUACAGACCAACUGUGGCAUUGGUGCAUGAAGACAGCCCCAGAUUUGGCUCUGCAACGUAUUAACGGCCCUAACUUUGCCGACGUGAUGAGCAACAUCGCAGCGUCUAUGACCAAAUACGCCCGAGAUAUAAGUAAUCAGACUGUCCAAGGCAUAGCGUACGUACCUCAGGUGUACGUUUCCGUGGAUUGGGCCUUUUUGAUCCUACCGGGUCUGCUUAUCUUAUUGGGCAUCAUCUUCCUCUUGUUGACGAUUUCGGUCAACAGCAAACAUGACCUGGGUCUGUGGAAAUCGUCCAUAUUACCUGCGAUAUUCCAUGGACUCCCUGGAGGAAUGAUUUCUAACGAAUAUUCCACUGCUAGCACAAUGGAGCGAGUUGCACAGGAGGCUACUGUUAGCCUUGAGGUUUCUGAUUCUGAAAAAAGGCUGCUGCUGCGGUAA
Aspergillus glaucus CBS 516.65 is the source of this 1857-nucleotide messenger RNA. RefSeq names its product DUF3176 domain-containing protein. The transcript has 3 exons. The coding region runs from base 1 to 1857 and encodes 618 amino acids. Lineage: Eukaryota; Fungi; Ascomycota; Eurotiomycetes; Eurotiales; Aspergillaceae. The record is from RefSeq and is a predicted model, not a curated record.